CAAGUAUAGCACUUCAGUUACUUCCAGGACAUUCUGGGAUGGAGCUAAACUGGAAAUUAGGUAGAGUCUCAAGACCAGGUUCUGCUACAGUUCGGGUCACAGAUUUGGGUCGGCAAGGUCUCCUGAAUCCCAGUCCAUCAAUUAAAGAUGAUGAUGAAGAACUACUUGUGAAUGAAUAUCUUUCCCCCAACAAACUGAAAACACUGACUGGGCUAGAUGAUCUGCGUCAAGUGAAAGCUCUAGAGAUGCAUGUAGACACGAGAGAGAACAGCCUUGGAAACUUUGGUGCUUAUCUGCCUAAUCUAAAACAACUGAAACUGAAUAGCAGCAUGCUUAUGUCAGUGAGGGACCUUGGAACAGCAUUGUCUAAUCUUCAAGUCCUCUGGAUGGCUCGCUGUGGGCUUCCAGAUUUAGAUGGUAUCUCUUCCUGCUGCUCUUUGAAGGAACUCUACAUAGCAUAUAACAAUAUUGCUGACUUAAGUCAACUGAGCCUGUUGGAGCACCUUGAGAUUCUAGACCUAGAAGGAAACAAUGUGGAGGACCUCAGUCAGAUUCAGUAUCUGGGGCUCUGUGUUACUCUGUCUGCCCUUACAGUGGAAGGAAAUCUUAUUUGCUUGAAGCCAAGCCCACAAUCUCCAGAGGUCCCAGACUACAACUACAGAGCUGAGGUGAAAAAACUCAUCCCUCAUUUAAAGUAUUUGGAUGAAAUACCAGCAGACCAAACUGAUCUUCCUUUUCCAUGCAAGAUGAACAAGGAGUGGCUACUUGUCAAGGAAUCCAUCAAAGAUGGAAGUUUAGUUGAAGAGGCAUCUUGUUCAGAUUCUUUUUUAGGACCUGUAGCAAGAAGGCCCUGCUCUGCUGUGAGACCUGCCAUAACUCAGCUCUUGUCAGCUUCUCGACCUCAGGUUCCACAAAGACCACUUAGCGCCCAUUUGCUCUCUGGUAGUAGCACUCUCCUGGAGGCUACCAUCUGUGAUGAGAUGUUGCCUGAAGAUGACGCCAGUGACUUGACACAUGGUGUCAGCAGAGUUAUUUGUGGGAACCCCAUCAAAGCUCUUCAUGCACGGAGACAGAAACUAGGUCCUACAGUAAUGAACCUGUUUCAGCCACCAAGUCAGCCAGCAGUACAUCCCUUUGGCAUUGAAGAAACUGAUUAUGUAAAUACGGAUGACAUCUAUGCUGAGCUGAAACUCCUGAAAGAGCAUCACCUCCAGCACCUACAAGCUCUCCAAAGGGCAAAUUCUCCCCAGGAGCUAAAAACAACACCAACAUUAAGUGAGGAGGAGGAACACUACAGCCUGAGUGACAGCUGUGAUGAAGAUAUGAAAGAAGCCACUCAGGAGGAGAUCGUGGAAAUCACAUCAUCAGAUUCUUCUUGCCAGUCCCGUCUUUCUCAGUCAUCGUCAGAUUCAUUGCACGUCCAGGAAAAUUCAUUGCCCACCAUUAUAAAGCGCUCUGUUGUGCCCUCUCCUCCAAAAAGUCCCUUGUCUGCAUCCAUACAGCGAGUGAGAACUGAGUUUGUUGGAGCUAGACGCCUGAAAGUGCACAGUUCAGAAAAGGCAGUUCUACCGAAGCCACAGCCUUCAUCAACUCAGAACAGUGAUACAGUACAGAAUGUGUUUGAGAAGACUACUGUUCAGAGUCUCAACAGAAAACCUGAUUUCUCCUUAUCUGAUGCAUCUAUCUUAAGUCAGAGGCACAGGACUUUUGGCCCCGACAGCAAGCAGACCAAGAGACCUGUUUCAGGACCAGCAACAAUUGGACCAACAAACAUCAGAGCCUCUGUAGAUAGAAAGCUCCUCAAGAUGAUCAACUCUCAUCAACCUGCUGUUCGCUUUUGCACAAAAAUGCCAGAAGGACUUGCAGUUCUGAACGUGGUCCGCCCUCUGACUGCCAAGGCUGCCCUGCAGAGCUUGCCGAGCAAGCCAAAUAUCUCAAUGACGGCUCAAAGCAAGACUCCCAAAUUGUAGGAAAUGCCCUCAGCAGCUGUGCGUAUGUUGUUGCCAAGUCACAGAAGCGUUCAGCUGCUUUCUGUGUUUCCCAUCUUCCUAUGAGCAACACAGGCUGCCUUCUCUGACUCAUCGCGAUCUCUGAACACAGCAGUGCCCUAGGUAAGCAAAGCAGUUUAAAUAAACAAUUUGAUUGACCUCAAACACAACUGCUGCUGCGAAUAGAGAAUCUGCAACUCCCCUAUCAACCAUUUUGGCAGCUUCUGCAAAAGGAGGAAUGAAAGCUUGUGCCGCCAUAGCCCUUUCAAGUGACUGUAUGCCUGAUGUUUACAGCAGCUGCGUGCCUGGCCUCAUGGCCAGGGUGGCCCCUUUAACUCAUCCAGUGGGAGGAAGGUACAGACCAUCCUUCAGCAUUCCCUCAGGUAUCCAGCUGCAGCUACUUCCAUGUGUCCAACUGCUGUCAAAGGGAUGCGGUCCCUCUUUUGAAAUCAUACAACAGACUGGGAAAGCUGUGUAGAAUGUAACUGAGUGUGCUUUGAGCAGGACUCUCACUUUCAGAGCACAUCCUUGAUUCAGGCACGAACUUGGAUUCCACAUUGAUGUACCUCAAAC
This is a messenger RNA of Lacerta agilis (Sand lizard), 2561 nucleotides long. RefSeq names its product leucine rich repeat containing 56 (gene LRRC56). NCBI's taxonomy places the organism in Eukaryota, Metazoa, Chordata, Lepidosauria, Squamata, Lacertidae. The record is from RefSeq and is a predicted model, not a curated record. The transcript is spliced from 13 exons. Gene Ontology annotation, molecular function: protein binding. Bases 39 to 1970 code for a protein of 643 amino acids.